UGCAGGUAAGGUCAUCCCAAAACCACGAAACAGGAGGCUGCAAGGACACCUGCAUCAGUAGGACCACUGUGGCUUAUCGUUUGGAGGGAAAAUAGGAGCGAUUCUUGUAAAGCAGGGAUGUUUACAUCAUAAAGAAAAGACAAGAAAUCUAAUUUCCUCUGCUUUUUUUUACUUCUUGGAGAGAAUUCUGAAACAGAAGUUUAUACUGAGAGGAAAGUGGGGAAACAAGCAAGAACCACAUCAAUAAACUAGAUCGAAUUCUUAACCAUGAUGUCUGCAGACGACCAAACCCUGGAGGACCUGCUGUAUGGCAGCGACAUCGGUGACAAGACGGAGGCGGUGGAGCUGGCAGGAGGCCCAACAGUGGUGGAAGAGAAUGUUGCUCCAGAAAAUGUUCCAGCAACUGUGUCUAUUCAAGAGCCAAUCAUAUGUGCUGGAUGUGGCAAGCAGGUGUUCGAUCGCUUCUUCCUAUUAGCUGCAGGGAGGGUGUGGCACAGCAUCUGCCUCCGCUGCAGCCAGUGCCACUGUGAGCUACAGACUCACCCUUCCCUCUUUUGGAGGGAUGGAAAUAUCUACUGCCAGCAGGACUACAGCAGGAUUUUUGGAGGCGGCCAAUGUGCUCGCUGCCUUCAGCCAAUCCCACCCACUGAUUUGGUCAUGAGGUCUGGUGAGCUGACCUUUCAUCCUCAGUGCUUCUCUUGUCAGGAAUGUGAUCUAAAAUUAAUGCCAGGGAGCCUCUACUGCAUGCAAGGUCCAAAUCUGUACUGUCAGUCACAUUACAGUGGCAAUGGGGGAAAUCUGCUGCUGCAAGACCCCUCACAAUCACAUCUGAAAGAAGAGACGGGUCAAAGCCAGGUCUCAGGUGAAGGGGAGGAGUCUGUCAGCAGUCCUGAAGCACGAGUGGACGACAGAGAUGCAGGUGGGCGGACACGCAGACGGACCAAGCGGAUCCGGACCUGCUUCCGCAGUGAGCAGCUAAAAGCACUCGAGUCGUAUUUUGCCCAGAAACACAACCCUGAUGGCAAAGACUGGACCUGCCUUGCUCAUAAGACUGGCCUGCCUAAGAGAGUGCUGCAGGUGUGGUUUCAGAACGCUCGGGCUAAACUGAGGCGCUCCCUCAACUCGGAGGACUCCCAGGCCAACUCCCCCUCUGCUCCCCCAGGGGCUGUUACCAUGGCAGCCACCCCUUCAUCACUAUCCUGCUCUCCUCUAGACCAGUCCCCUUUUCCCACCAGCACCAUCGACCAGCUACAGCUCUCCUUGCUCACUGGUUCAGUCCACGAACCGUCUGAAAGCCCAGCUGUCACCCAGUCAUGUCAAAUGUUGCAAAGCCCCAAUUUUUUUCUGGACUACGAUCCCCAGGGUGCAUUUGGUUGCAUCCCAACUCUGGAGCCCCAUCUGGAGUUCAGGGAGGCAGAGGGAAGAGUAGAGAGAGAAGAUGAUGCUGAAACUUUCAUAUCAAAUUACAGUUGAUGCAGUUGACUUUAGUGAAGUCAAAGAUUGUUUUAAAUUGUAGAUGCAAGAACAUCUUGGAUUCAGAAAAAUAUCUUUAGUCUUAGAGAAAGUUCCAGAUAGGAGAACACGGCAUGGUGUGGUUGAUAUUCAAGAAUCAGUUGGGCUCCAAAAUGGUUUGGAGAAUCAUUGAUUGCUUUAGGUAUCAUAGAAAUGUUAAUAUAGAUUAUCAGGGGCACAAUAUUAGGGGGAACGGUUAGGAAGAUUCUGAGGGCCCUUGAUUGAGGUGGGGCCCAAAAGAAGAAGAAU
This is a messenger RNA of Cyprinodon variegatus (sheepshead minnow), 1761 nucleotides long. RefSeq names its product LIM/homeobox protein Lhx9-like. Gene Ontology annotation, molecular function: RNA polymerase II transcription regulatory region sequence-specific DNA binding; DNA-binding transcription factor activity, RNA polymerase II-specific. NCBI's taxonomy places the organism in Eukaryota, Metazoa, Chordata, Actinopteri, Cyprinodontiformes, Cyprinodontidae. The transcript has 7 exons. Gene Ontology annotation, biological process: regulation of transcription by RNA polymerase II; neuron differentiation. Bases 268 to 1473 code for a protein of 401 amino acids. Gene Ontology annotation, cellular component: nucleus. The record is from RefSeq and is a predicted model, not a curated record.